Messenger RNA from Nomia melanderi (Alkali bee), 1469 nucleotides. RefSeq lists its product as uncharacterized. The record is from RefSeq and is a predicted model, not a curated record. NCBI's taxonomy places the organism in Eukaryota, Metazoa, Arthropoda, Insecta, Hymenoptera, Halictidae.
UUUUAAAUGACAAUCAGUAGUACAGUGUUGCCGAUAUCAAAAAUUCUUUAUUCAUUGAAUUAAAUGUCGCGACGUAUGUUUCAGUAGUAAAAUAAAGCAAUAAUUUAUAUACCCUUUUUUGGUCAACUUCGAUCAUUUUGCUAGAUGUAGUUUUCCCAUUCACCAUUCUCCAGGGCACGGAGGGCAGAGUGAAACUUCUGAUUUUUUACACAGUCAAUAAUUCAGGAUAUGAGUUCUAUAAGCUUGCAAUGUCUGUCGUAUACUUUAACUGUACUUCUUUUUAUGACGAUAUGGAAAACAGUCAACAAAAUGUAUUACCAAGUACUAGUCGCAUUACGUAUACAUCUUGGGCACCUCAAACUCAAGGGAAUCAACGUUUUAAUUUUGGUGUCGAUUCUUCGCCCAUAGAAGAAGAAUCUGUUGAAGCAUUAAUAGAAUUAUUACAUAAAACAUGGACCAUUUAUGGUGUAUCAACAUUAUUUAACUUUCAUCGAGAUGAAAUACACCUAAAACAAUAUUCUAAAAAAUUAAGGGAAGAAGUUGCAGCAACUUUAGCACAGGAGGAUGUUAUAUAUACAGCAAAAAUGAAUAUUAUGGAUCAUAUAACUGUUAAAACUAGUUCAGUGGAUCCAAUACCAAUAAAGAUAGAAGUACAUGCCAAAAAUUAUGGCAAAGAAAACAGUAUAAACAAAUGUAUUUAUACAGGAAUAUUAUUGUCUUGGAGAACAACUACUAAUGAAUUAGCUACACCAAAUUCAAUACGAUUACCGCUUCUAUUAUGUCGUGGUACAAAAAGUAGCAUGGUUACUAUUCAUAAUUUAUUAAGUCAUAUGUUUGAUUGUAUGAUUAUUGAACUUCCUGCUCAAGAGGAUGAUUUAAUGUGGUUGAUUCCAAUUGUAAUUAUUCCAACUAAUGUGGAGGAGCAAUCAAAACAUACAAGUGAGAUUAGUAUGGAAUAUAGAAUACCAGACCUACCUGAUACAAAUGCAAUAGUAGUGAAAUUUCAAGUUUUAGAUUUAAUAAAAAUAUUGAGAGUGAUUAUGGGAAAUCAAAGUGAUGGAGCCAAUGUCGAAAUAUCAUUUCAUUUGGAACACAUAGAGAAAUUUCGAGAUAUUUUAUAUAAACAAAUGUUACAAACUGCUUCCUUACAAUUGGGACUAUGUCUAUUACGUAAAAUUAAUCUACCUUCAUUUACAAUCAUGGGAAAUAAAAUGAAAGUAACAAACAUAGAAACCAUGAAUCGUGUUCUAUUAUAUUUAAAUGAAAAAGCUGUUCGUAUCCUUCAUACAUUAACAUCUGAGAUUUAAAUGCUAAUAAAUAAAUAAAAUACAAAUUUUAUGAGACUGUUAAACUUUGAAAUAUUAUAUUUAUAUUAUAGUUAUUUAUAUUUAAUAUAAUAUUUCAAUCAUUGCAUACUGUACAAUAAUUAAUUUUAUAAUUACAAUAAAUUGUAACCAGUCAAUAUGUAC